Messenger RNA from Cladocopium goreaui, 876 nucleotides. Lineage: Eukaryota; Dinophyceae; Suessiales; Symbiodiniaceae. The record is from the annotation of a GenBank genome assembly.
GGAAUCGUCGGGCAACCCGACGAUCAGUGCUACCAUAGGUAGAUACUCUGUGGGUUUGCGACAUGGGCUGCUCCAGCAGCACUUCAGCAGACUAUGAGGCAAAAGUGCAGGGCCAUAUGGUUGAACCCGAGGCGGGCGAAGCCCAGCUCUACAAGCAGGGCAGUUCCGUCUCGACCGACAAGUCAUCCCUGAACAAGCAGAGGAGUUCUCUUUCCACGACCAUCUCCGAGGACAAGUCAUCCCUGAACAAGCAGAGGAGUUCUCUUUCCACGGCCAUGUCCGAGGACACCAAGUCAUCGCUUCGGAAUCAGAGAAGCUCGCUGACCACGGUGCGCAACGAGGAUCCAAUGCCGCGGCGUGUCUCGUGGGAUUCUGAGGUGAAUGUGGAGGAGUUCGUGAUGCACGAGAAGAGCAUCGGACAGGAACUGGACCCCGAGAUGCGCUUGGGGCUAAGAUCUUCCAAGACCCGUCGCGGCGGCUCCAAGGACUCCGGCACCUCUCCGACCUCUCCGACCUCUCCGACCUCUCCGACUCCUCCGACUCCUCCGACCGGCUCAACCCUGACGAGCGCAUUUUUUUGAAACGAGGCAAUAGAAGCAUAUCGCAGCGGAGCUUCAUUGUCUUUGCAGGGUUGGGAGGCGUUGAUCGAUGGAAUCCGAUGGAUCGGACCGAAACGCCUUCAUGUUCGGGGCGCAGCAAGGGCUGCGAAGCUCCGGGCGCCGUUUAUUUACCAAACAUGUAAAUGAAAGAACGGUGCCCUUUGAUCCAUCGAGAAGCCUUUUCGUUAUGGGUCUAAACCAGGCAAGGGCUGAGUUUGGGCGGAGACUGCUGGCAAGUCGCACGGAGGGUCUGGACGAAAAACAAAUGGUUCAGUGG